AUGGGAGCAACUUCCAUCAUUCCUGUCGACAUGCAGAACACGGCACCGGUAAAAGCGACAAGUAUGGGUGAGCCACAUCCAACAUCACCGCUACCAAGGAGCCUGGGGAUCGUGGCGGCAGAAAAAAGGCUACGCGAGCUAAAACGCCCGGAUCAACGACCCAGAGCACCUGAAGCUACUGGUGCAAGAACACGUCAAGAUCAAAAGCUCGAGUCAGAACAAAAGGCGCCCGAGCUCAAGCCACGAUCAACCAGGCAAUCAGCUUUUGGGAUAUCGGCACCAGUACACAGGUCUACGGAGCCCCGAAAUUAUGAUAGGAGGGAGUGCCACGUGGGAGGCCGCGAACGCAAGAGUCGGAUACACCGGGAGGCUCAUGUAAGGGAGCACCGCCCAAGAGAACCUGGAGGACAUAAAGAACGAGAUUUAGUUUCUGGAGAAGCUAAGGAACCAGAAACCACAAGUCGCCAAGCUAAAAGCUGGAAUGCCAAAAGUCGAGAACCCUGGAGGAGAGAACGAACAGCAAAAGACCACCCCUCAAGAAAUCCACGAUCUCGGCCCACUUCGCUCCCUCGGAAACCCAUCUGGGGUGAGCGUGGCGAGGAUGUCGGUGUCCCCAAUCAUCAAAUCCUCAAGGACAAGGCGCCAGAUCAUAUGGAUGCGCCGUGGUACGUUCGCAUGUGGAUUGCGGCGUACAUGCGGUAUCGUGGUAUUAACGACAACCUGGCUGCCAAUGUGCACUACACGGGUGAGGAAUUUCAGAGGCUGACCCUACCGGACAUGAUAGAAUUUUUUUCAGUCAAAUGUGGUGUUAAGCGGAAUGAGGCCAUAAUACUAGGGCGUGAUGUUUGGGAAUGUGUGCACACGAAGCAAGCACCAGCGGCAAAACUCAUGAGCCUAGACAGGUAUGCCAAUUUUGUGGGCGAAGAUGCAAUGGGGCUCCGUGCGUUGUCGAGAGAUUCUGGGAUAUUUUGGCGUAUAUGGAGCGUCUUCUUCUGGGUCAGAGCUGUGGUCAAGACGAUAGCGCUUACUUAUGUCGGGGUUGUUUUUGCAGUCUUGAUAGGAGGUUGUGUCUCUGUUUUCAUGUUCGAUUCAGAGAAAGCUAAUCAGUGA
Truncatella angustata is the source of this 1110-nucleotide messenger RNA. RefSeq lists its product as uncharacterized. Lineage: Eukaryota; Fungi; Ascomycota; Sordariomycetes; Amphisphaeriales; Sporocadaceae. The record is from RefSeq and is a predicted model, not a curated record. The coding region runs from base 1 to 1110 and encodes 369 amino acids. The transcript has 2 exons.